CUCUCUCUACCGCUGGAACUCGCACUUGAAUGUAAAAAUGGCGGGCUAAAUUGAUAUCACCCAAAAUCUCUCCUCCUAUCUAGAGUUCAAAUGCAUAGCCAAACGGAGGAGUCUGUACGCAACAAGAUGGAGUCACUGCGGCUGAUCUCCGACGGAGAGAUUCCGAUGCAGCAGCAGAAGAUGGAUGCCUUCGCGGCUUCGUUUGAAACAUCGCUCGAUUCCGUCAACGCUCGAGCGAAAGAAAAUGCAGAAAAUCAAGCUAAAUUAGCAAAUAUGAAAGCGAAUCUGAGAGAAGCGGAGGAUAAGCUCGUCAAAGUUUUAGCAGUGAAGACUCGUAAAGAGGCCCAGCAGAUGGCAACAAGGGAAUCCAUAUCAGCUGCAAAAGCUAGAAUAGAAGAACUUAAAAGAACUGUCCAGAUCCAGACAGCUAGGAGGGAUGAACAUGCAGCAAUUAUAUCACAACAAUCUCUAGCAUUGGCAAUAUCUGAAGAGAAGGGAAAACAAGAUUUUGAGCACAGGGGGGAAAUUCAAGAAGCCAUUUCGUGGUACAAUUGUGUUCUUGGUUUUCACAUUGAAGGUGGACAAGGGGUGAAAUUCACAUUUAACAAUAUUAAUACUCAAAAUCCCAAGGAGGAGUAUUCCUUUUCCAUUCGUCAUGCAAAUGAUACAUAUACCUUGUUGGAUUGUGACCCACACGUAAAUGGCAUCAAGGAUUUGAUUCAUGAUUUGAAUAGAACAAACGGCCUAUUCAAAUUUGUCAUUAUCAUGAGGCAGAAGUUUCAAGAAGCUGCAGCACAUGGAUUGCUGCCUCAAUCCACAAGUCUUUGUCAGGAGUCCUCCACAAUUUCUCUGUCUGCUCCAGUUUUUUCAGUUUCAACAGAAACAAGUGAAUCUCCAGCCAUGAGAGAUGACCAUCAGGGUCAACUUGGAGAAGUGAAUAGACUUUGCAAGGAAGUUUACCCCAUAAGUGAAUCUCUAGAUAAAAUGAAUGAUAACCAAAUUAGUGAUGGGAAGGUUAAUUCACAUUACAAGAAAGUUAACCGUGGAAGAGGGACCAAAUCAUCAAUUUUAUCACCUGAAUCAGUAACUCCUCGUCGAUCCACUCGAUUGAAGGUAAGGAAAUGAAGAUUAUGGAGGAUGAGCAAUACUUCUAAUUUGGUACAGUGGUUCAUGUACCUUCACUUUCCUCGCUAAAUGUGAUAGAUAACUAGGUUGUGUGACAAUUGACGUCAGGUCUGGUGCCUGAUUUGCAAUAUGCAUAUGUUUUAUAGAAUUUAGAUUGAACUAGUCCAACAAGGCAAGUGGUGUCACUCACCGGAAAUGACAGCUUCGCCAGGUUUCUAGGUUUGUAUUUGUACUUCAUUGUUGAAAUGAAGUAUUGAUGGAUUGAAUGUAAUCUAAUUGUCACAAAAUUCUGCAAUGUCAAAUGUUGGUAUUUUCUUCAAUUUUGUUAAUCUACUGCAUGAUUGAUUGUUAAAU
Messenger RNA from Rubroshorea leprosula, 1479 nucleotides. Lineage: Eukaryota; Viridiplantae; Streptophyta; Magnoliopsida; Malvales; Dipterocarpaceae. The record is from the annotation of a GenBank genome assembly.